AUGUUUAAAUCAUUAAUUUCCAUUUCAUUCGAAUCAUCAGAAGUAUCCUCAAACUUUGCUCAAUUAAAUAAUGGUGUCUGUUUUUCUUCAUGUAAAAGUGCAAUUGAAUUAAAAAGCAGUCAAACAUCAACAUUCUUUACAAGACCAAAUUUCUAUCAUAUUUAA
Molecule: messenger RNA, 165 nt
Organism: Dictyostelium discoideum AX4
Lineage: Eukaryota; Evosea; Eumycetozoa; Dictyosteliales; Dictyosteliaceae
Exons: 2
Coding region: 1-165 (54 amino acids)
Source: RefSeq, a predicted model, not a curated record